AUGGCGGGCUCCGUCGUCAACGAGGCAGGAUACACGCCUCUGUAUGCGGCGGCGGACAGCAGGCUGCCCGACGAGGCCGGGAUCCGGGCCUUUCUCAGCGACUUCUACAGGAUAUCGGACAGGCCGGAGGAGAAUGAGCGCUGGGUCGAGCAGUUUACGGCGGAUGCGCGGGUUGCUAUCGGGUCAGGCAAGGCUACUGGCACAGAAGAGCUCCGGACGAUGCGUGAGGGAAUGUGGUCUGUUGUGGCGAAGCGCAAGCACACCGUCGUCAAAGUGUUUCCCGGCCGCUUUGACGAUGACGGCGAUGACGGACGUGCUGCGGAGGGUGAUGGGAGAUGCGAGUUGAUGCUGUACGGGGACGUGGCGUAUACGACUAAGGAUGGGGGCUCGAGCACGGUUGCGUGGGCGGGACAUGGGAUAUUGAGAAAGGUGCGGGUUGAUGGGGAGGAGGAGGUGUGGAAAUUUGCAGAGUAUCGGGUUUAUAUGCUGAAGUGA
Messenger RNA from Trichoderma reesei QM6a, 495 nucleotides. RefSeq lists its product as uncharacterized. Lineage: Eukaryota; Fungi; Ascomycota; Sordariomycetes; Hypocreales; Hypocreaceae. The transcript is spliced from 2 exons. The record is from RefSeq and is a predicted model, not a curated record. The coding region runs from base 1 to 495 and encodes 164 amino acids.